CAACAAUGUGUGUGCUACCAUUCAAAUAGAAGAAGUUCGAAAAAAGGUGAUGAAUAUGGAGUCCAAGACUAGUGCAUCUGAAACUAGAGCAUAUGCUUCUAAUCACAGGCAAGCUGAAGCUAAAGUGUACAAAGGCAAGAGACCUGACUUGAAGUGCAGCUACUGUGAGGGAAUUGGACAUGUUAGGGAUAGAUGUUGGAUUCUCCAUCCUGAACAGAAGCCAAAGUUUUUGAAGGAAGGCAAAGGUUCUCAAAAGAGUUGGAAUCCACCAAAGGCAAACCUAGCAGCAACUUCUUCUACUCCUUCUGAGGGUAGGCUAAACUUCACCGCCAAUCCCACUACUUUAAUCAAUGAAUUUGUUGCUUAUCUAAGCAAGAAGCAGAUGCAUAGUAGCAGUGAAGAAAAAGACAUUUCUGGGAUUGAAGGCCACACUGCACUCCUUGGAAAAUUUGCUGGCUUUCUUGUAGAGACUGAUUGUGUUCCACAUGAAGAAGCUUCAGGAUCUCAUCACCAAGAAGACGAUUGGUGAGGGUUUCUUUUUGAAUGGUCUCUAUUAUCUGUCCAAGAAUCCUUUUGUUUCCAAAGCUUUCCAAGUCAGUCCAAGAUCAGCACAAGAGCAUCAUUUGUGGCAUCAACGCUUGGCUCAUCCUUCAGAGAAAGUGUUGUCUUUUUUGUUUCCAAAUUUGUGCAAAGCAGACAAUCAAUGUGAUGUCUGUCAUCUGUCAAAAUCCUCUAGGUUGCCUUUUACUUCCUCUCUUUCUAGAGCUAGUAAUCCUUUUGAAAUCGUUCAUUCAGACAUUUGGGGUCCAGUUCUUGAAUCCUAUGAUGGAUUUAAGUAUUUUGUAACAUUUGUAGAU
Messenger RNA from Rosa rugosa (rugosa rose), 857 nucleotides. RefSeq lists its product as uncharacterized. The record is from RefSeq and is a predicted model, not a curated record. The transcript is spliced from 2 exons. NCBI's taxonomy places the organism in Eukaryota, Viridiplantae, Streptophyta, Magnoliopsida, Rosales, Rosaceae. The coding region runs from base 50 to 529 and encodes 159 amino acids.